CUUGAGUUAGGACGACCCAUCGUCACACACACAAACACUCCUCCGUCUCCUCACACACACACACCCUCCGUCUCUCCGAGAGGUGCGCUCGCUCGAGCUCAUGUUCCGUGGCCAGUGAAGCUGGAGCGAGCGUCUCGGAACACCGUACCGCCCCCCUGGCCGGAUGUGCUGGCCGAAAUGUCGCGACACCUCUACAUCCGGAACAAGAUCGGGGAGGGAAUACAGGCGCCUAUAUUCCAGGUCAACCGGGGGACGUACUCCCGACGCAGCAGGCUGAAGCGCUCCGACGGCAGCACCACCUCCACCAGCUUCAUCCUCCGUCAGGGCUCAGCUGAUUCCUACACUAGCAGACCAUCAGACUCUGAUGUCUCCUUGGAGGAGGAGCGGGACCUGCAGGCCCAGGUCCAGGGCCAGAGCCCCAGCCCGGGGCCCGGCCAGAGCCCGGGGCCGGGUCAGGGGGGGGGUCAGAGCCCAGGACCGGCCCCGACCCGCCAGGAGAGAGAGCAGCAGGCCGCCCUACAGCUGGAGCGAGCUAAGGGUAAAGCCGUGGCCUUCGCGGUCCGGACCAACGUCAGCUACUGCGGCGCGCUGGACGAGGACGUCCCUGUACCCGCUACCGCCAUCUCCUUCGACGGCAAGGACUUCCUGCACAUCAAAGAGAAGUUCAACAACGACUGGUGGAUCGGCCGGCUGGUGAAGGAGGGCUGUGAGAUCGGCUUCAUCCCCAGCCCACUGAAGCUGGAGAACAUCCGCCUGCAGCAGGAGCAGAAGAGGGGCCGCAUCCAAGGUGUCUCGUUGGUCGGACUCUGGGGGAACUCCUCUUCCAGUGUGGAGGACGAGGUCUCGGCCUCCGUCCGUCCGCUCAUCUCCUCGGCAGGCAAGCAGAAACAGAAAGUGAUGGAGCACCUACCCCCCUACGACGUUGUUCCCUCCAUGAGGCCCGGUCUGGUCGGCCCGUCACUCAAGGGCUACGAGGUGACGGACAUGAUGCAGAAGGCUCUGUUUGACUUCCUCAAGCACCGCUUCGACGGCAGGAUCUCUAUCACCCGGGUAACGGCGGACAUCUCGCUGGCCAAGCGCUCGGUGCUCAACAACCCCAGCAAGAGGGCCAUCAUCGAGAGGUCCAACACACGCUCCAGCCUGGGUGAGGGGGUGAAUGGCCACCCCGCCCAGCUGCUGAAGACCUCGCUGGCCCCCAUCAUCGUCCACGUCAAGGUGUCCUCGCCCAAGGUGCUGCAGCGGCUGGUGAAGUCUCGGGGGAAGUCUCAGAGCAAACACCUCAACGUGCAGCUGGUGGCAGCCGACAAGCUGACCCAGUGCCCGCCGGAGAUGUUUGACAUCAUCCUGGACGAGAACCAGCUGGAGGACGCCUGCGAGCACCUGGCAGAGUACCUGGAGGCGUACUGGAAGGCCACGCACACCUCGCUGGCCACGCCCCUCAACCCACUGCUGGGCCGCCCCCUGGGGCCCGCCGCGCUCACGCCCUACCCCACCUCCAUCUCCGGCCUACAGCAGAGCCAGCGCAAUCGUCAAGGAAACCACACGGGCGGGGGAGGGGGGGGCGGGGGCGGCAACGGGGGCGGGGGGGGCGGCGGCGACAACUCCACCCCCAACGAGCGGCGCAAUCUGAUGACGUCGGACGAGAACUACCACAACGAGCGCGCGCACAAGGGCCGCAACCGCGUCUCCUCGGGCUCCCAGCACAGCCGCGACCAGCAGGACCAGUACCCGCAGGACCAGUACCAUCAGGACCAGUACCAGCAGGACCAGUACCACCACCAGGACCCCUACCAGGACUCCUACAAGCCCCACCGCAACCGCACCUCCCCGGGGGGCUGCAGCCAGGACUCCCGCCACCGCCUCUGAUCUGGGCGGUCGACGCUCCUUACUGGCUCCGCCUCUCCUUCACCUUAACGAGCUUAACGAGCUGAACCGCCCCCGGACCCCCCUUCUGCUGGGACGUGCACACACACACACACACACACACACACACACACACACACACACACACACACACACACACACACACACACACACACACACACACACGCGCAUACGCGCGCGCUGGACUAAACUCUAAUGGGUGUGGCCACGCCCCCGUUGCUGGCUCCGCCCCGUCACCUGCUCGUUAGUGCUUAACGAGCAGGCUUUUUAAGCUUCACCUCGAUCUCCGUCGCAUCCCCCCCAGAUGACUCCCCUUCUGCUCACACACACACACACACACACACACACACACACACACACACACACACACACACACACUGGACUUAAACUCUGAGGAGAGCGGCCACGCCCCCUUCCGUGAGCUCCCCCCCCCCCCCUUGCUGGACUAAAACACACAGACACCAAAACACACUUUUGUUUCCACUACGACCUUCACCCUCUCACCGCUCGUCUGGGACCCCCCACCCUCCUUUGGUCGUUAGCUCGGCCUAACUCAUUAGCGAGACUGAAGUGGGCGGAGCCUCUCCCCAGAGCCUGAGGAGACUGCAGCGCCGCCAGGAGUUGGAACGCAGCCCGCUUUGACUCAAUGGAACAGAGUCUCGAUGCUGAAUGGACCCCUCCCCGUCCUGGCCACGCCCCUCUCCCCCGAUGGCUUCGGCCAUCUUUGUUUCGUCAUGACAUCGGCGGGGGGGGUUGUGAUCGUUUGAUUAUGCCUGGCUCGUGUUUUUUUUUUUUACACGCCGGGUUGCAUUCCGUUUGGAGAACGUCCUGUUUGCCGUGUCGACGUCACCUCGGCAACGGGUGGCUUUUUUCCUGUGUAGCGUAGCUUUUGAACUGCGUCGGCAGCAUCCAAUCAAAUGACCCCCCCCCACCCCCCCGUACCCGCCGUCCCCAUGGAGAUGACCCUAGUUAGCACUUAUCGAGCGAAAUAGAAGGCAAUAGUAAGCAACGAGGGCGAGCAGAGUUCGGGCGAAACACAACGUUUUUGGGCCGGUACUUUUAUUGUGUGAUUUGAGUUCAGACUGACGUAGAGUCCAAGCCCCCCCCCCCCCCCCCCCCCCCAGCUGAGCCGGUCCCAGCGCGUCAUGCUAACCCUUUAGCCGCCGCGAUUUAGAGAGCUAGACCCCCGUAAGAGAUACAAGCAGAGAGAGAGCGGUUGAGUCUGGCAUUAACAAAACAAAGAAAAUAAAAAAAGAAAAGUUUCAAAAAAAGACAAAGAGAGUCUAGCGAGCGCGUAAACGAGGCUAGGUGAGCUAGCGCGCUAGCUAGCCCGCAACCUGCUAGCCGCUGUAGCCGCUUCCUUUAGCGAUGCGAUUGGCCUCGUGCGAUUGGUCCAUGUGACGCGGUGGUCGUGUCCCUGGCCGGGUUAACGGCCUCGUCUUUAGGGGUCGUUGUUUGCAUCAUGCGUCACUCUGUGUUGCCGGCAUGUGUUCCUGACGACAGAGCAUGCUUCCUUCCGCUGGUGAAACCGGAAAAUACUCAACCCACAACGUGUUGAGUUUUGUUUUUUGGAUGAUAUAAGGGAAACCCCGUUUACUCCAGGGAGGAAAAAAAAAGAAUGAAUAAAUAAAUUUAAUAAAUUUUUCGUCCCUGGACCCCCUAGUAGAGAGAGUCAAUUUGUAUUAUUUAAUUAAAGUCACAUUCUGUUUUGGAAUGCGAAAUGCGCAGUGAUGAUUGAUUGAUUGAUUGCCUUGCGAGGCUAAACUCACUUUCCAAAAUUAUGACUUAAAUAUUAAUGAUUCAUAUUAGGAAAAUCUGAAAUUAUUUUUUGUCAGAUGUCUCUGAGGCUACUAUUUUGUAUUUAUUACUCCCAUCCCCUCCCUGUUAGAUACAGUUAGACACGUUUUUCCUUUGAAUAGUGUAGAUAUCCGAAGAAAUGUCUCAUCUGGCAUCAUUUUGUUUCAUAUUUUACAACAAUCCCAGACUUUUGUGUACAAAAAACACCGUCAGGAUAUUCUCAACACAGACUGCAUCUCCAGGUGACCAUAAGCCCUAUUUCUUUGUUAAAAUAAACUUCGGAAAGAUAAAAAAAAAAGAAAUCGACAACCUUACAAAAAAUAGAAGCUAACCUAGAAGAUUAAAAGAAGACUUAGAA
This is a messenger RNA of Gadus macrocephalus (Pacific cod), 4039 nucleotides long. Its product is annotated as voltage-dependent L-type calcium channel subunit beta-4-like. NCBI's taxonomy places the organism in Eukaryota, Metazoa, Chordata, Actinopteri, Gadiformes, Gadidae. Gene Ontology annotation, molecular function: protein binding; high voltage-gated calcium channel activity. The record is from RefSeq and is a predicted model, not a curated record. Gene Ontology annotation, biological process: calcium ion transmembrane transport; regulation of voltage-gated calcium channel activity; chemical synaptic transmission. Gene Ontology annotation, cellular component: voltage-gated calcium channel complex.